AUGUCGGAGUAUCGUCUGUCAGUAUCAGUACUACAAGGGUUCUCCUGUAGCGCAGUCCAGACUCUUCCACUGCAGAAAACCCAAGACCUAGUGAGAGCCUGUAGACCACGUGCAGGCAGAGACAAGGUCCUCCUGAAAGAGGCUCAGCUGGUCUGCAUGUACAACUUUGUAAAAGAUGAUCCAUCUUUUAGCUUUACUGAUGUCCCCUCUGAUUUGCUUCUGUACUACAGAAUAUGGUCAUAUCUUCUCUCUAAUGCGUGUCUUUGUUGUAGCUAUGAGAAUAUACAGAAGGAGACCUGCCAGUCAUAUUUCACUGCCCUGGGCCGUGCAGAUUUUUCCAUUCUUUCCUCUGUCCUUGACAAACAGACCAUCCUGUUCAACGCUGCAAAGGACUGCCUGGAUAUAUCUGGUGUGAGUCUGACCAGGGAUCAGGUGGCGAUGCUGGGGAAUAUGGCUUGCACACUGGACGCCUCCUACAUCCAGAACUCUGACCCUCUCAUUUUGGAGAACCUAAAGAACUGUGGAGAUCUAUCUGACUCCCAGAUAACUGCUGUACUGUCACUGCUCCUCAGUGGAAACACUGCUUAUGGCAAUCCGUCAACGUGGAACGAGCAGACAGUGCAUCAACUUGGCAUCCUGGCUGUCUACUUCACAUCAGACCUCUGCGACAAACUUAGCUUUAAUGUAAAGAGGGAGAUCCUGUCAGUCCUGAGAGAGCAGAAGAUCCCGAUCAAGAUCCUAAGGACAUUCUUUACGAAAUGCAACUCAGAAGAUGCAACAGUGAGCGACAUCUCAGCGGUGACGAUUUCAGAUCCGUCGUUCCCUUUCGGCUUUAAUUCCACCCAGUUUGAUCUGUAUCUGGACAUCUCCGUCCUGCAGUACAACCUGGCAGCCAUCACUGAGAAAGUGGUGGACAUCAGCCUCCAGACUGUCAUUCUGAAAAAGUUAAACCAGAUUUACCCAUCAGGCCUUGAUGAUGGUGUGCUGCAGCUUCUGGGCUCCACUUCUCGUGUGGCCACUACAGAUGACAUCAGCAAGUGGAACAUUAACAUGAUUGACACACUCUACUCUUUAAUGGACCCGAACAAUGGACCCUGGGACCCACACAUGAGUCAAGCACUGAUUAUGAGGUAUUUGAGCACGGAGGAUCACUAUCUGGAAAGUGCGGAAAUUAACGCAAUCGGUUCCAACAUCUGUACUUUAAACGUCAGUGUACUGCAAACCAUCACUGCUGAGAGCCUAAAGACGGUCCUGUCUCCAGAUCUGUCGUCAUGUUCUAUUGAACAAAAAUCUGUUCUGUACAUCAUCGCCAACUCUUCAUUCAGCAAUGAACACAGCAAUACCCUGACAUUCUACCAACUCAUAAGACCUUACUUGGGUGGAGCUCCUCUGGAGGAUAUACAAGCUCUUUCUACCCAGAAUAUCAUCAUGGACAUCAACACAUUCAUCAGUCUAAACCCUGCUGUUCUCAAGAUGCUGAAUGUGAGCACAGUAAGGGGUCUAAUGGGGGUAAACAUUGCGGAACUGCAGCUGUUUGAGAACUCAUCAGUGGUUCAGUCCUGGGUGUCACAACAGAACCAGUCUGAUCUGAAUACACUGAAUCUUGGCAUCAUCAACCACAACCCUUGUUUUGGUGUAGACAGUCAACAACUUCAUGGCGAGAUUGCAUCCGGAAAUGUUUCUGCAGUGCUGUGCAAUUUCAGCAUUCCUGACUAUGCCUGCUCAUCAGCUGUUGUUCUAACCUCUGAUGAUCUGGCCACACUGCUCACAUGUGAACUAUCAAGCAGCGUGAUCUACUCCAAAGAAGCUUGGAGACGUUUCUUCCAGAAUUUUGCUGGACCUUUGGAUGAAGCAUUGGACAGGUUUUCCAUCAUGAACAUCAGCAGCAUUCAGUCUGACCCAAAUAUACUUGAUGCCAUCGGGGAGGUGAUAAUCAGUAACUUCAACACAGAACAGCUGAUGAAUGUCACAUUUAUCAGCAAGUGGUUCCAGGUCAGGCUAAGACCAUUUUUGUCAUCAGUGUCCACACACUUUCUCUCCAGCCUCAGUUCCAAGAACUUCAACUGCAAGAGCUACCAAGUUGUGUAA
Clarias gariepinus (North African catfish) is the source of this 2088-nucleotide messenger RNA. RefSeq names its product mesothelin-like protein. NCBI's taxonomy places the organism in Eukaryota, Metazoa, Chordata, Actinopteri, Siluriformes, Clariidae. Gene Ontology annotation, biological process: cell-matrix adhesion. Gene Ontology annotation, cellular component: cell surface. The record is from RefSeq and is a predicted model, not a curated record.